This is a messenger RNA of Rotaria sp. Silwood2, 507 nucleotides long. The record is from the annotation of a GenBank genome assembly. Lineage: Eukaryota; Metazoa; Rotifera; Eurotatoria; Philodinida; Philodinidae.
AUGACCAUUAUAAAAUGUUCAAAUAUUGAAACAAAUAUGUUCAAUUACAUUGAGGUAUGUCAAGCAGCAUUAAACAAUAGUCAAUCAAUAUCAUCUGGUUCAUCUAUAAGUGUAAUUGGAUUUGUUGGUAGACCACCCAUCUCAUUUGAUCUUAUAAUAGAUCCAUUUUUUUCCUCAUCAUCACCUUUAAUAAGUAUUCCUGCAAUUCAUGGUAAAACACCAGAAAAUUUUCUUUUAAAUAAUAAAUUCAUGAAUUGUACUGGACAAUUACGAUUAACUGAUAGUCGAAAGUUGUUUAUAGAUACUCCAUCAACUUAUGGUUUCAGUGGUGGUCCUUGCUUUUUAUCAUCAAAUAGAAAUCAAUGGGAAUUUAUUGGUAUAUUAACAGGAGCAUCGAAAUUAUGGAACACAUGUACAUCAUUACAACAUUCAACUAUCUUCAAUUAUUAUUAUAAUGAAAUACUUCUAAAUAAAGUCGAAGAAAAUGUAUAUAAAAAUGAUUUGUAA